UACAGUCGACGUCGGGCGUCGCGACGCCGAACAUCACACGAAAAUCCGGAAAUUCCGUGGACGUUUUCAGACUACGAGAAUAAGCUUUGUUGUUGUGUAGUGGUUGAACUCGGUCUUUGUUGCGGAUUCUUUCAAAGUUUAACAUUUAGACAAAAAAUUGUUGAGAAGUGAGAAUAAGAAUUCUGUUGUUGGUGUUGAAUUUAAUUUUUUUUUUGUAAAUCUUAUUGAGUUGAGGUGGAAUAAUGAAGGAGAAAAAAACGAAAAAGAAACUUCAUUAAGUUGUGUUUAAAACAGGGAAAGAAAAACUUAAAAGAUUUUCAUUAAAAAAUUAAUGGAGGUGUGUUGUAACGAAAUGUGAUGAAUGAAUAAAGUGAAUGAAGAUUUUUUGUGUGGAUUAGGACAACAUUGAAGUUUUGAAAAAAUAAAAGAAAAUGUUCUCUUCGAUAACAAUCCCAUCGAUGUCCGGCUCCUGAUGGCGCUAAAUGGCGCCCACUUGUUCACCCUAAUUGUAACGGCAGGACUCCUCAUUACAACCUGCCCAAGGGCUCAAGAAGACAUAGAAGUCCACUGUCCGGACGUCCAUCAAAACCCAUCGUGUCCCUGUUACAGUUUUGAAGACGGAAUUUUUCUAGAAUGCCCAGCGGCGACAUCAAACUCACUAAGACAAGUUUUAAAAACCGUCCACGGUCCAAUCCAAUCAUUAAGCGUCUACGACCUGGACAAAUCCAUAACGAAAUUGUCGUCAGAUUUUUUCCCAGAUGGAACCGUCAUCAAACAUUUACAAAUUUCCCAAUCGAAUAUCGAGGAAUUACUCGAUGACGCAUUGUUCGUUUUAAAACCGGAAAUUGAAUCGAUUAGUUUAUUAUCGGGACAAUUAAAAGAAAUUCCCCAGAAAGCUUUUAGCGGUUUGCUAAAGUUAAUCGCUUUAGAUUUGGAAUCGAAUGAAAUUUCUGAUUUACCAAGUUAUAGUUUUUACGGGUUAAACUUGAUUAAAUUGAACGUGAAAGGGAAUAAAGUUUUAAAAAUUUCCGAGUAUGGUUUUGCUGGAUUAGAAGGAACUUUAACCGAAUUGGAUUUAUCCGAAAAUCGAUUACAAUAUUUUCCAAUAACAUCAUUAAGGCGAUUGGAUCGAUUAAAAAUAUUAAAAUUAGCUUGGAACGAAAUUAAUAGGAUACAAGAUGAUGGUUACUCAAGAUUGGACGCUUUAUUAUAUUUAGAUUUGAGCUCAAAUAAUUUCGAAGAUUUAGGCGAAGAAUGUUUUAAACCAACCCCGUCCGUAAAAACUUUAAGUUUAUAUUACAACAUCAUCGAAAGCGUCCACCCAAACGCGUUUAUUUCUUUAAUUAAUUUAGAAUCGAUCGAUUUGAGUCAUAAUAAAAUCGUCUUUUUGGAUUCGCAAACGUUUCAAUCGAAUAAAAAUUUGAGGUCGAUCGAUUUAAGUCAUAAUCACAUCCAUUAUAUUAACGGUUUAUUUUCGAGAUUACCAGAACUUAAAGAACUUUUAUUAUCGGAGAAUAACGUCCUUGAAAUACCGUUAGAUGCUUUUACUGAUUCGGAAAAUAUCACGAUUAUUUAUUUACAACAAAACGCAAUAAGACAAAUUCAUCCAAACUCGUUGACAACUUUAAUUAAUUUAUCUCAACUUCAUUUGAGUUCGAAUUUUAUCCCGAUUAUCCCGAAAGAUUUAUUUAUUGAAAAUAAAAAUUUAACAUCGUUAAGUUUAGAUUCAAACUUAAUCGUUGAUUUGGAUCCAGGAACUUUUGAUAAGACCGUGUCUUUAAAAGAGAUUCGGCUUCAUAAUAAUCGUAUCAAAACGAUUUAUCGCGGAGUUUUUGACCCUUUACCGUCGUUGUUAGAGCUUCACCUACAAAAUAAUUUGAUUUCAACGAUUGAUGUUGGCUCAUUUCGAACGUUACAAAGUUUACAGCACGUCAAUUUGCAAGGGAAUGAAAUCGUCGAAUUGGAAGACGUUUUUAUGAGAGAAUCACCGUCGUUAAUUUCAAUACAAUUGGAUUCGAAUCGAAUCGUUUCGUUAAGUAACGAUUCAUUAAAAGGACAAUCGAGCGUUCAAAUAAUGUGGUUAAGUCAUAAUAAAUUAAAAAAAUUAGAUAGGGCUUUAUUUCGGGAUUUAUUAUUGAUACAGAGAGUUUAUUUAAAUAAUAAUAGUAUUAAUACGAUUGAGGAUAAGACUUUCGAACCGAUGCAAGCUUUAAAAUUCCUCGAUUUGAGUAUAAAUCAAUUAAAAGUUAUAACCACGACUACGUUCGCUGAAUUACACGAUUUAGAAGAACUUUAUUUAGCUGGGAAUGGAAUCGAAAUGAUCGAACAGAAAGCUUUGGUUAAUUUGAAAAAGUUAAGGGUUUUAGAUUUAUCGAAUAAUUUAUUGAGUGUUCUCCAAGAGGAUGUUUUUCAAGAACGUUUACCGAUAAGAUUUCUUAAUUUGAUGAAUUCAACCAUUAAAACGAUCGAAAAAGGUGCUUUCAACGGUUUAAACAACUUAAACGAGCUUAACUUAGAAGAAAACAACUUGGAAAUCUUCGAUUUAAAACACUUAGACAUCGAGGGAUUACGAAUUCUAAAACUUGGAGGAAAUAAUUUCACAUUCUUCGAUAAUUCUUUAUCGAAAUUACCAUCCCUUCAAUAUUUAUCGAUUCAAUUUUGCAACAUCACGAGAAUAUCGAAAGAUGUUUUUACGAAAAAUAAAAAUCUAAUUAAAAUUGAUUUAACUGAAAAUUUAUUGGUCGACUUAAAACGAGAGGUUUUCGAGAAUUUAGGGGUUCUAAAAGAAUUGAAAUUGGGGGGAAAUAAUUUUAGCGAAAUUCCGUUUUUAGCGCUAAACAUUUCUAGUUUAGAAACGUUAUCGUUGGAUAGAAAUAAAAUUUCUUCGUUCGAAGCGAACAAAUUAAACAAAUUGGUGAAUUUGAAAGAUUUAGAUUUAAGUGGAAAUCGGAUUUCUUCAAUUUCCGGGUUUGCGUCUUUAAAUCUGAGCCAAUUAACGUCGGUGGAUUUGAGUUCGAAUCAAUUGGCUGCGUUACCGACGAAUUUUUUUCAUUUUUCUUUACAAUUAAAGCGAAUUCAUUUGGCUGAAAACCGAUUUAGACAAAUACCAACUUCCGCUUUAUCAGAAACAACUUUACCCAAUUUAAAUUGGUUAAAUUUAACCGGAAAUCCUUUGGUGAGAGUCCACGAUAUUGGGAUUACAGGGAAAUAUCCCGUUUUGGAAGAAAUUUACAUCACACACACAAAUUUAACGAUUGUAACCAGUAAAGAUUUUGAAUCUUUCCCAUCUUUACAACACAUUUACUUGGGAAAUAAUAAAAUUAGCCGGAUUUCUCCUGGUGCUUUUGGAAGCCUCCCAAAUUUAUUAACAUUAGAUUUAAGGAUAAAUGAGUUGGAGUUAUUACCGCAAGAAAGAUUACAAGGUUUAACUCAUUUAAGAUUAUUAAAUUUAACUCAAAACAAAUUAAAAGAACUUGAGGAGUUCCCAAUUGAUUUAAAAUCGUUACAAAUUCUUGAUUUAUCUUACAAUCACAUCGGAAGGAUUGGAAAAUCGGUUUUUCAACACUUAGAUAAUUUAGUUGAGCUUUAUCUCUUCGGAAAUUGGAUAUCUUCAGUUUCAACGGAUGCAUUUAAGCCGUUAAAAAAACUAAGGAGUUUGGAUUUAAGCAGGAAUUAUUUGGAAAAUAUCCCAUUGAGUGCUUUUCGCCCUUUGGAAACUCAAAUAAGAUCUUUAAGAACUGAAGAAAACCCUUUAUCGUGUAGUUGCGAUUCUCACGAAUUGUGGGAAUGGUUGAGGGAUCAUCAGAAAUUGGUCGACCCGGCUUUGCAUUCGUUAAAAUGCGAGCAUCCCCCCGAAUUAAGAGGGAGAGUUUUUUUGAAUUUAAAACCGGAGCAGUUUUGUGAUCAACCCUUAAUUAUAAAAUUGGCGAUUCAGGAUAUCCAACCUUUCUCGGUUUUAGUUUCCUGGCAAAGUAGGAAUCAUUCGGGUCUUCAUGGAUAUCAAGUUGUUUAUCAUUCUAUUGAUGGACUUGAUGAAGUAAGUGAAAUCUCGAUAUAAGAUUUGUUAUAACUU
Molecule: messenger RNA, 4072 nt
Organism: Onthophagus taurus
Lineage: Eukaryota; Metazoa; Arthropoda; Insecta; Coleoptera; Scarabaeidae
Source: RefSeq, a predicted model, not a curated record